AUGCGUGCUCAGUUGGUCGCCUCCCUCCUCCGCACCCGCCCCAUCGCCGUCCGUCGCGUUGCGCCCAUGCUUGCACGCCCUUCCAGCAAUGCCGCACAUGAGGAGACGUUCGAGUCCUUCACCGAGCGCUACGUCACGUUUUUCCAGCAAGCCCAGGACCUGUUCGAGGUGCAGCGUGGCCUGAACAACUGUUUCGCGCAUGACUUGGUCCCUGCACCCUCGGUCAUUGAAGCCGCCGUGCGUGCCGCGCGUCGCGUGAACGACUACGCGACCGCCGUCCGCGUCUUCGAGGGAAUCAAGGAGAAGGUGGAGAACAAGCAGCAGUAUCAGGCGUAUCUGGAUGAGCUCAAGCCUGUGAGGGAAGAGCUUGGGAUCAACGUCAGGGAAGAACUGUACUCCUCAUAA
Postia placenta MAD-698-R-SB12 is the source of this 405-nucleotide messenger RNA. RefSeq lists its product as hypothetical. NCBI's taxonomy places the organism in Eukaryota, Fungi, Basidiomycota, Agaricomycetes, Polyporales, Adustoporiaceae. Gene Ontology annotation, biological process: mitochondrial electron transport, cytochrome c to oxygen. The coding region runs from base 1 to 405 and encodes 134 amino acids. The transcript is spliced from 2 exons. Gene Ontology annotation, cellular component: mitochondrial inner membrane. The record is from RefSeq and is a predicted model, not a curated record.